Molecule: messenger RNA, 830 nt
Organism: Drosophila ficusphila
Lineage: Eukaryota; Metazoa; Arthropoda; Insecta; Diptera; Drosophilidae
Gene: Obp8a
Exons: 2
Coding region: 219-749 (176 amino acids)
Molecular function (GO): odorant binding
Source: RefSeq, a predicted model, not a curated record
AUAUGUUUUCUUAAACAACAAAUAAAUCUUUACAAAUCCAAAUUCACUGGAAAUUUAUUAGGAAAGUAAUUCAGUAGUUUCACUCUUUCACAUGUGUAAACUUCUCAAACAAACGUAUCACUUAUGUAUGAGUUUUCCCGAUGGAUAUAAUACUAGUCAAAGUAGUAAUGCUGAUUUAGUCCGACUCUGGAUCUGCAACGGAGGAGAUCUCCAUCGGAAUGGCACGGAGAUCGCAGAUCUGGUUGCUCAGGCUAGUUUACCUGUUGCUUUUGGGAACAGUGAUAUAUCCCGUGGUCCUGGGCAUCCAAUCCUCGCAAUCCCUGGCCCUUCUGCAGGCGAGGGAGCAAUGUGGUCGGAAACUGAAUCCCAGCCAGCGUUUCCAGCUGGACAGGAUGCAGUUCGAGGAUGCUCCGCAUGUGCGUCACUACCUCCACUGCUUCUGGUCGCGGCUGCAACUUUGGCAGGAUGCCACCGGGUUUCAGGCCCACCGGAUCGUCCAGAGCUUCGGGGGCGAACGGAUCCUCAACGUGGAGCAGGCCCUGCCCGCCAUUAAUGGAUGCAAUGCGAAGACGAGGAGGAGGGCAUCAGGAUCAGGAUCAGGAUCUGGAUCUAGAUUGGUAACUGGAUUGGUUGCUGGCUCCCAGGCAGUGGAAGAGUGGUGUUUCCGGGCUUUUGUUUGUGUGCUGAGAACUCCAGUUGGUGAAUGGUACAAACGUCACAUGUCCGAUGUUAUCAAUGGAAAUGCCUAAAAGCAGGGCCGGAGAAACAGUUUUGAGUGGGGUGAUGAACUCACAAAUUUUCAAUAUAUUUUUUAAAAGCUAUUUUAAUAA